UGUAGGAAGAGAGCAACGAGAAAUUGCAGAAAGAGAAGAGUACUGGAAGAAAGAGAAGCUGCAGAAGGGUGCAUAGAGAGGUGAGGGAGAGAAGCAGUAAGAAGGGAAAAAAAAAAAAGGAAAAAAAAGGAAGAAGAAAAAGCAGGGGAUGAGUUCGGAGGCCCUAGAUUCUUAUGGCCCUUACGUUGCACAAGUGAUGGUUCAAAUCGUGUACGCUCUGAUGAACAUCAUCAUCAAGGUGGCCCUCGACGACGGGCUCAACCACUACGUGUUCGUCACCUACAGGCAGCUCGUCGCCACUCUCGCCAUCUCUCCCGUUGCUUAUUUUGUAGAGAGGAAAGACAGGCCCCCGUUGACAUUCAAAGCCACCAUCCACAUCUUCCUUCUGGGACUCGUCGGAAUAACAAUCAAUCAAAAUCUUUACUUCGCCGGCCUGAAUUAUACGUCGUCGACUUUCGCAUCGGCGACUACCAACAUGAUCCCCGUCGCCACUUUCAUUUUGGCUUUCUUUCUCAGAAUGGAGGACGUAAACAUAAAGAAGAUCAGAGGUCUGGCGAAGGUGGUGGGGACAGCAAUCUGUGUAGGUGGAGCCUUGAUUAUGACACUCUACAAUGGAACGCAGCUUCUGCGGUCGAGCUUUUGGCUUCAACAAUGGCAGCUUCUUGGUAGCACGUGGGCUCUAGGUGCAAUACUCCUUUUUGCCAGUGCCUUCGCUUGGUCGGUUUGGCUCACCUAUCAGGCAUGGGUGAUUCCCUGUUAUCCGGCUCAGCUAUCACUGACUGCGAUCAUGUGCUUCGUGGCCACCUUCCAGUCUGCAGCGGUAGCUCUUAUUCUAAACCACGACGCCUCCGAAUGGAAGAUCGGGUGGAAUAUUCAGCUCCUCUCUUAUGUAUAUACGGGUUUGACAUGCUCCGCAUUUGCGUUCUUCAUCCAGAGUUGGUGCAUAAAGAGGAAGGGUCCUGUCUUCUCCUCCGCCUUCAACCCUUUGGCUACUGUCAUUGUCGCCAUCUUGCAGACAGUCUGCCUCCAUGAGUCUCUUCAUCUGGGAAGUGUGGUGGGAGGGGUUUUGGUGAUCAUGGGCCUCUACUUUGUGCUGUGGGGCAAGGCAGAGGACAAGAAAGAUCAGCUGAUUGGCUCGAGGAGAUCGAGUGGCCUGGAGCAGGUAGAAGACGUGGUUGUCACAGUCAGGGAGCCCUUGAUCAAUGAGCACCACUCCUGAGCUGCCCCUCUUCUUCAAAACACAAUUAAGAGAGAAGAACAAACCAAACGGCGAUAUUAUUAUUGUUGUUGUUGUUGUUACUAUUAUUAUUAUCUUUACCUCUGUGAAGAGCAGGCAAUAGGGGCCACCUUGCAACACUCAUCACAUCUCAUCGGUUUCUUGUCAAGUCUGCAUUUUCUUGUGCCACAGCCAUCUCACUGAUCAGAAACUCUACUAAAUCUCUUGCCAUAAUAUGAAAUACUUGUAUUCUUUAAGUUGUUACUUCAUAUCUGUAUAAUUUUGAAAUUUUGUUAACAAAAUAAGUUCAAUGAAAGUAGCUUUUCUUGGUGGUGAA
Molecule: messenger RNA, 1553 nt
Organism: Nymphaea colorata (pocket water lily)
Lineage: Eukaryota; Viridiplantae; Streptophyta; Magnoliopsida; Nymphaeales; Nymphaeaceae
Product: WAT1-related protein At1g21890-like
Exons: 7
Coding region: 149-1219 (356 amino acids)
Cellular component (GO): plasma membrane
Molecular function (GO): transmembrane transporter activity
Source: RefSeq, a predicted model, not a curated record